Messenger RNA from Plasmodium gonderi, 1761 nucleotides. Its product is annotated as splicing regulatory protein. Gene Ontology annotation, molecular function: protein binding. The transcript is spliced from 2 exons. The record is from RefSeq and is a predicted model, not a curated record. Gene Ontology annotation, cellular component: precatalytic spliceosome; Prp19 complex; catalytic step 2 spliceosome. The coding region runs from base 1 to 1761 and encodes 586 amino acids. NCBI's taxonomy places the organism in Eukaryota, Apicomplexa, Aconoidasida, Haemosporida, Plasmodiidae. Gene Ontology annotation, biological process: mRNA splicing, via spliceosome.
AUGAAAAAUGUUAUGUUAGACGCCGAACAUGGCAGAGAUGAUGACAAUAGUAAAAUUAAUGAAAAUGAAAAAGAAGCAAACAUUUUGAGAAAAAGCUUGUGCUUAACGAAAAACAUGUUCAUAGGAAAUGACAUAUUAACACCGUUCAAUUAUAACCUUCUUGCUUAUGAUACGAACAUAAAUGAUAGAAUAACUAAAACAGAAGAGGAUGAUAAUAAGGAGCUAAAAGAUUUAAAAGAAAUAUCCACAUUAUGUAUUACAAGCGAAAAGACUACAAAGAGUUACGAAGAAAUGUAUAAGGAAAAUGAGCUAAAUGCAAGAAGACAGAAUUUGAGAGAAAAUGUUAUAAAAAAAUUAACCGCCAUAAAAAUGAAUAUUAAUAUUAGGGAAUUGGAUGAGUACUCAUCUGUUAAAAAACUAUACAUAAAAAAAAUCGAAAAAGAUGAUAUACAAAAGGGAAGGGAAAAAAACAAAAAGAAAAAAAAAAAGAAAUCAUCUAUUAUAAGCAGUAUUAUAAAUGACGACACAAUUAAUAAUGAUGAAAUUGGACAGGAUUUAAAUCAUUUAAAUGAAAGCAUGAUAACUAACCAAAUGAGCGAAAUUGAAACAAAGAAUACGGAAAAGAAAAGCAUUUUACCAUAUGUAAAUCAGCAGAGAAAUGAAAUACAUAGUGGGCCUAUUCUUAAAAAGUCAGAUGAUAGUAUACUAAGUAGUGACGCGCUAAAGAACAUAAAAACGUUAGAUAUUUACAAAAAAAUUAAAAAACCGAAAUGGCACUUUCCUUAUAAAUUAUAUAGAGUUAUACUAGGCCACUCAGGGUGGGUAAAUUGUGUAGAUGUAGAUGUAAGUAAUGAAUGGUUUGCAACUGGGGCAAAUGACAGAUUAAUUAAAAUUUGGGAUUUAGCUACAUGUAAAUUAAAAUUAACUUUAACCGGUCAUAUAAAUAGUAUAAGGGAUAUAAAAAUUUCGAAAAAAAACCCAUACUUAUUCAGUUGUGGUGAAGAUAAUAGAGUGAAAUGCUGGGAUUUAGAAUAUAAUAAAGUAAUAAGAGAUUAUCAUGGGCAUUUAUCUGGUGUGUACUGCUUAUCUUUACACCCAUCAUUAGAUAUACUCAUGAGUGGAGGACGUGAUUCCGUUGUAAGAGUUUGGGAUAUUAGAACAAAGAGUUCCAUUUUUGUAUUGUCAGGUCACACAGGUACUAUUAUGUCAUUAUGUUCUCAAUCUGUUGAACCACAAGUUGUGUCUGGAUCUCAGGAUAAAAUGAUAAGAUUAUGGGAUCUAAAUAAUGGAAAAUGUAGAAUUGCAUUAACACACCACAAAAAAAGUAUUAGGUCACUAUCGAUUCAUCCUUUUGAAUAUAGUUUUUGUAGCUGUGGCACAGAUAAUGUUAAAGUGUGGUGUGGAGCAGAUGCUGAAUUCGAUAGGAAUAUUACAGGAUUUAAUUCUAUUAUUAAUUGUAGUUUAAUUAAACAAGAUUCGUAUUUUAGUGAUUCGUCUAUUUUAAUAUUGGGAAGUAAUAAUGGGCAGUUACAUUUUUAUGAUUGGUCGAGCGGUUAUAAAUAUGAUACCUUAUCAAACAAAAUAGUUCCAGGGACGGUUGAAUGUGAGAAUUCCACAUUAUCUAUGGCUUUCGAUAAAAGUGAAAGUCGGCUAAUAACAACCCAUGGGGAUAAAUCCAUUAAGAUUUGGAAGGAAAAUGAAGACGCGACGCCGGAGAAUUUCCCCAUAAAAUGGAAUCCCUACGAAAGCUUCAAAUUUUGA